Molecule: messenger RNA, 3466 nt
Organism: Pantherophis guttatus
Lineage: Eukaryota; Metazoa; Chordata; Lepidosauria; Squamata; Colubridae
Source: RefSeq, a predicted model, not a curated record
UCUGCCUUCUUCUUCUUCUUCUUUUUUUUUUUGGUCUGUUGUGGUCCGGUUUAUGGCUUUACUACUGCCUCUGAUUACUUUGCUUUGUUGAACAGAGGAAAAAGACCAUAAACGCUUUUGGCAUCCGUUGGCAUCCGGGUUCCUGUUGGAGCCGAGGGGUGCUCACAGGAGGAGGGAUUUGCUUCUUUCUCAGCCCACCAAGGAGAGUUACUUCAUCCCAACAAGGGAUGUUCAAAGUACUGGCUUGCUGGGGGAGGGGGGGGAAGCAAACAUAAAGAUAUUCAAUCGGAGGUGGGUCUGGUUUCCUUUUAUGGACCCUUCCAUAUAUUAUUAUGAUUCUCCCUUUAAUGCAGCUAAACAAAAGCCACGGAAAUCAAGCCCAGGUUUCCUAGCCCUAAUUGAAUUUUGAAAGAGCAAACCAAUAGCAGGAGGACGGAGCCUUGCUUCGUUUACACAUCAGCAGGUAUAUUUUACAUUUAAGGGGCAAUUUAUGGCCCUGGAUUGAAAUUAAAAUGAGAUUAGCUGUCUUCAUUUCAAUUAGUGUGUCGGGGCAAAUCCACCAGAGGAGUAGAAUACAGUCCACUCUCUAAUCUAACUAAAUAUUUCAAGGGGAAGUUUUCUAAUCAGCCACAGAUAUCUGAAGCCAUAAAUUCUGCCCCCUCCCCCGCCCUUUAUUUUUGCAAAUGUAAACACGAGGUGCUCCUUCCAACCGACACCGCUCCCUAGAGAAAGGGAAGGUAAUGAAAGACUGGGGGUGCUACAAAGGUAAACAGGACCCUAACAAUGACAAAUUCUUCCUCUUCCUUUUUUUUUUUUUUGUUGAAGCAAAGCAAUACUGGGUUAAAUUAUGUUAAAUGAAAAGAUUAAUAAAGCCAGCUCGGAAUUUUGGGGCCAGAAGGAAUGAAAGAAGGAGCUUGCAAAGUUCUUCCCAUUCCAAAAUCCAGGAAUGCUCUCCAAGAAGAUAUGGUCUCCAUCCAACUGUCACUUCUUUCCCUGCCUGUCUUUUCAAAGAUUGUUUUUUUGGAAAACACUAGCAUUUAAUUCCACGUUUAUUGACUGACAGUAAAUUAGUGGCGGGAAAGAGAAUUUAUGGUUUAAUAUUUUAUGCAUACUUCAGAUUUAUGGCUAUAAUUUCUGUGCUGUUUGGUUGUUAGAGGUAUUAAGCAAGGUAUUUAUUCAAAAGAAUAAAUAUCCUGAUUUCUGUUCUCUAUGGUUCCUUUCCUUUCCUUUCCUUUCCUUUCCUUUCCUUUCCUUUCCUUUCCUUUCCUUUCCUUUCCUUUCCUUAAUAUUUUUAAGGCAACGCUUUCUCUGCACUAUGAUUUUCUUUCCUUUUUUCCCCCCUUAUCCUUUUUUGCCCCUCCUUCUUCAGUCCUCUCCCACCUUCCCUCUCCCCCCCCCACAAUCAUACUUACUCUUUUCCCCCCUCUUCUUCUAAACCGUCUUUAUAUUUAGAAUUUCGAGACUUACUUUCAAUGCAUACUUAGUUUCAACUGGGGAAUCAACACAAGCAAAAGCCAUUUUUUCCGUGUCUUGACAUCCAGUUUUCUAUUGGCUCACCGCGGGUCAGCUGACUUUGUCAUUUUGUCUGUCCUGGAGUGGAGCCGUCCCUAUAACAAUCUAGUUCAGACUACAAACUGGAGACAGAAAUAAAUAUUAAAGAAAUCAUACAAGCCAGGUACAGGGGGGAAGAUAUGAAUUCCUAUUUCACAAACCCGUCGCUCUCUUGCCACCUCACCAGUGGUCAAGAGGUCCUGCCCAGCGUGCCGCUCAAUUCCACUGCCUAUGACCCUGUAAGGCAUUUUUCAACUUAUGGAGCAGCGGUCGCUCAAAACAGGAUCUAUUCAUCUCCUUUUUAUUCACCGCAAGAUAAUGUUGUGUUUAGCUCCAGUCGGGGACCAUAUGAUUACGGAUCGAAUGCGUUUUAUCAAGAAAAGGACAUGCUCUCUAGCUGCAGGCAAAAUUCUAUGGGACACAAUACACAAACUUCUAUUGCACAGGAUUUUACAAGUGACCAAAACAGGAGCACGUCCCAGGAACAGAAAGCUAGCAUUCAAAUAUACCCGUGGAUGCAGCGCAUGAACUCCCACAGUGUUUGUUUGGUUUCCGAAUCCCUAGGAGUCGGCUACGGAGCAGAUCGGAGGAGGGGGCGUCAGAUCUACUCGCGCUACCAGACGCUGGAACUGGAGAAGGAGUUCCAUUUUAACCGCUACUUGACGAGGCGGCGGCGGAUUGAGAUCGCCAACGCGCUGUGCCUCACGGAACGCCAGAUCAAGAUCUGGUUCCAAAACCGGAGGAUGAAAUGGAAAAAAGAGAGCAAUCUGACUUCCACUCUCCCCGGGGGAGGUGGGGCUGGAGAAGCCGCCGAGAGCUUGGGCGCAAAGGAAGAGAAAAGAGAAGAAGAGACACAGGAGGAAAAAGCGAAGGAAUGAACGGGGACGGCUCGGCCAAGAAAAUUUUCUUCCCCUCCCCUCCGGUCUCACCCACGAGCAUAUCACAGAGAAGGUUCCCUUCUUUUCCUCCCGCCACCCGACUCCCUCCUGCCUUCCUUUCCCUUCUCAUUACUGCAGGCACAAACGCUACAUUGGGUUAAAUUAAAAAGGGGUGGGUGCGUGGGGGAGAUAGAAAUCCCCUUCCUCCAUCUUCCAGUUUCCAGCGCUCAGGUUCCAGACCCCUGACUCCCAAAUCUCCUUUUAGAGGCUCCUGUCUCCCUUGUUCCUGGCCUCCUUGCCCAGUGACCCGGGUUUUUUUCCUAAAGUACAUACAUACACACAAACACACACACAUAAUCACAUACAGAGAGAGACACACACACAGACACGAGUAAGAGAAACUCCCCCUGCCAUUCCUUCUUCGCCCUCCCUAGACAGAAUCCCGCUUGCCAAAGGAGAAGAGUUCUGUGUUAGGGGGCUGCCUUCGGGUAGUGCUGGGUUCGACCAUGCAGGUCCAAAAGAACUACGGGCAGUUUCACUUUCCUAAUAAAAUAAAAUUAAAAAAAAAAAAGAAGAAGGAAGGAAAGGCGGCUGGUGGCGAUGUGGAUUCGUGGAAAAGAAGCUGGGUUGGGGAAAAAGAAAAAAGAAAACACAUAACACAGUUCACCGACUCACCUAGCCCUAUGAAAAUAACUUCCCUCCAUAUAUCCAUCUCGAAGUCUACGUCCGCCUAAAUAUAGCGCUUUCUUUCCAGAGUAAACUCAUUGUAUUGAAAACACUACCUGAAGUCAUGAUGCAUCCGACAAACUGUGACGGUUCCUGUGUGAAUAUUUUUAGCUGUAUUUGUGGUCUCUUGUAUUUAUAUUUAUGUUUAGCACUGUAAUGGUCAAACGGUAAAGUGAAUGGCAUUCUAUAGCGAGUAGGAGAAAAGCAAACCUUGUGUUAAGCUUCCUAGCAUCAUGUAUAAAAAAAAAAGUCAUGUCCAAAGGACUAUGGUUGAGUAUUUAAUAAAAACUGGAUAUUAUUUUUAAAAAUUA